AUGAAGGAUGGUUUCAUGUUAUCAGAAUGUUGUGGAGGAAAGAUUAGUGAAAUUAAUGAUUGUGGCGGAUGGAAUUCAAACAUCAUCCUACCAAAUCCUUGGAGGAAGAAAGCAGAUGGAAAAAUCCUACGAAACGUUCCCAUCACAUUAUACUGUGACGACACAUCUGGAAAUAAAUCUAAGAAAUGGAAUAAACACAUCUCUUAUUACUUUACACUCUCCGGCUUACCACCUAAAAUUUCCAAUCAGCAAGCCAAUUGCCAUUUUCUUUGCACAUCAAACAUCACUGGCGCUUUGGAGUUAGGAGAUAUGGUUGUUGAACAGCUAAAUGACAUGGCUAUCAAUGGCUUCACAUCAUAUGAUAGCACCAUCUGUCAAGAAGUUCAUGUCAUGACUAGUGUCUUAUGUUUUCUGGCUGAUUCUCCAAUGCACGCUGAGAUUACCAACACACCAGUUCCUGGAAAUUCUCUCAACCCUUGCCGAUGCUGUGAUUUGAGUUCGUCCAGCUUGAAAGCCAGAAAGAAGCUUCCAUAUGUUUGCCAAUUCACCCAGAAAAACUUGCAUGGAUCAAAUUGCCCAAAUAAACUGCGAACUAUGGAAAAAACCAAAGAAAACUCCAAAAAGCUGUGGACGCACGCCAAGGAAACUGUUAAUCUGGAUAAACUAGACAAGAAAUCUGCUGAUUUGGGUGUACGGGAUCAAAUCAAUCGAAAGUUUGCCAAACAAUUAUUUAAAUUUGACGCCAAAAAAGUGCAACUACUUGAAGACGGAGAAGAAUUAUCAUCUGAUAUGGAUCAAGAGGUUCCUCAAGAAUUGGUUGAUAUGGAAGAUAAGGAACCUAAAAGAAUGUUUAAUCCUUACUUUGAGCUGAAAGGUUUUGACAUGGUCGAAGAUACUCCGGUUGAAGUCUUGCAUGUUUUUUUACUUGGUGCCAUUCCAUCCUUCGAUUUGGUCCUGCAUGUCUUUUUGCAACAGAAAAAUUUGAAAGUUAUAAUGGUAUUCUUCGAAAUGCUUCAAUUCACUCCAAUCGCCAAAGUCCCGGUCAAGAUAUAG
Molecule: messenger RNA, 1053 nt
Organism: Puccinia graminis f. sp. tritici CRL 75-36-700-3
Lineage: Eukaryota; Fungi; Basidiomycota; Pucciniomycetes; Pucciniales; Pucciniaceae
Exons: 6
Coding region: 1-1053 (350 amino acids)
Source: RefSeq, a predicted model, not a curated record